UUCAACUAAUUUCAUUCAAUACUUCUCGUGUGAUUUAUUGUGUCUUUGAUUUCCUACAAAUGCGGGUCACUGGUCUAGUGGUUACUGUAAGGGGCUAAUGGGCCCAGUGGUUGUGGGUUCGAAUCCAACAGUAGGCAAGGAUGUCACUUUCUGUGUCCUUUCUUCUGUGUGACUGUAACCCUCCCUAUAAACGAGUUUGUGGUUGUAUGACGGGGGCGACGCUACCUGAUCACCGUGACUUAGUUACAGGUGUCCACCGGGUAACGGUAAGAGAGUAACAAUUCUGGUGUUUCUGAGGCCGAUGGAAAAUAGACCCAAGCGUCCGCCAUUAAAAGAAAAAGUUUUCAACAAAUAAAACCUGACACUGCAUUUAAUGACCUAAGGUGUUGUGUAUGCUUGUUGUCUGAGGAAUUGUUUUAUAAGUGUUUUUUUAUGCGCUCUUGAACAGCCAUUUGCUAAAACUUCACAAUUAAUGUAAAUGAGUUCACUUUCAGUAACAAACGAUAAAGAACUCGUUUCAAUUUCUGACUAAAAGAAUUUCAUCUUUAUAUCUUUCAUCCUGCAAUUAGUAAACAGUACAACACACUUCUGUAUAUAAAAAAUUGUAUUUUUUGAUUGCUGAACGAAUUCCGUUUCCGUAUCAUAUAUUAGAAUGUAUAUUCAGUUAUAAUUAUUUACGUAUUUUAGUAUCGUUUCCUGACACUGUAGGGCGCCCGUUGUCUUUUGAAAGAAUUAUUUGAGAGAGGCGCUGCUUAUUCCAGUUGAAUGUUGAACGAUUAUACAUAUUCGCAUGUUUAAUAACUCUUGGUAAGAAUAUGUUUAGAACAAUAUCUGAAUGCUACUUCCGUUCAUUCUGGUGGAUAAUAAUCCUGUCCAUCAACCUCCAAAUGAAUUCUGCAAUACGAGAACAAGGUGAACCACCAGUCAUAGUACCUUUCAGUUUUUCUGAAAAUUUGUCUGAAGGUGACAAUGCUAAAGUGCCCUGUGUCGUCACUAAAGGCGACUCCCCUCUGAAGUUUCGAUGGUUUUUGAAUAAUAAAGGAAUUCAAAAUGGAUCACAAUUUCACAUCAGUACCCAACCUGAUAUUUCAGUUCUUGUGGUAAAACAACUGACAGGACUCAGCAGUGGAAAUUUUACCUGUCAAGUAAAUAAUGCUGCAGGCAAAGACACGCACACCGCAUCAUUGGUGGUAAACGCUCCCCCGAAAUGGUUAAAAGAACCACAGAGUGUUGAAAUGGAGCUUGGAUCAGCAGUAACACUGGACUGUGCUGCAUCCGGCUAUCCGGAGCCCCGGAUCACGUGGUCGAGGAUAAAAGGCUCUUCAUCAGCCGACAUCCCGUUGACAGUUCGGAAUGGCUCCUUAUAUUUCAAUCCCCUUCUGAAUGAGCACAGAGGAGAUUAUGUCUGCGAGGCCCGAAACAGCGUAGGUUUAAAACUAAGAAAAACCAUAACCCUCUCUGUUCUGGGUGAGUCGACAAGGAAAUACCAUUUUAAACUUAUUUCCUUGUAUUUCGAGUAAUUUUAUUUUAGAUUUCCACCAAAUAAAACCUGUAUUUAAAGAUUUAUGGUGUCGUUUAUGUUUGUUAUCCAAGGAAAUGCUAUAUUACGUUAUGUUAUUUUAUAAGUGCUUGUACAAAAUUUUCUUGUUCGUACUGUAAAUAAAUUUCUUUGGUGCUCUAAAUGGACUAAUCAAAAGAGUUUAUAUACCAAAUGAAUAUUUCUAAGAGGAUCCCAUACUUUCUUUAUUAUAUGUUGAGUAAGCAGCAUGGUUUCUUCUUAAUAAAAAUAAUAAAUUGCAUUUUUAAAAUACAUCAAAAUAGUUCUUUUUCAGUAUUAUACAUUAAAAACUGGAUUAUAUGUGCAGUAAUAAUUAUAUACAAAUUUUAGUAUCGUUUCCUGACACUGUAGGGCGCCCGUUGUCUUUAAAAAGAAUUAUUCGAUGGAGGCGCUGUAUAUUCCAUUUGAACGUUGAACGAUAAAUAUUCAUAUGUAUGUUCAUAUAAAGAUGUUUAGAACACUAUCUAAAUACUACUUUCGAGCAUUCUGGGAGAUAAUUAUCCUGUAUAUCAACCUCCAAAUGAUUUUUGCUGUACAAAAACGAGGUAAGUUUUUCAUUAUUUUGAAUUUUUACCUUUUUUUAAAUGUGAUUGUUCCCACUGUUAAUAACUGUAUGAUAGCAUUUUUUAUUCCUUGGACGUUUCAAAUGUUUCAACAAAUCAUGCGUCGUAAACUUUUAUAGGGUUUUGAUUUUUUAUUUCGUAUAUUAGUCGAUAUCAAUGUAGCAAUUGGUUUUCCAAAUUGACUAAUUGAAUUUCUAUAUUACGUGGUUCAUGAGUGAUUAAAUUGCUGAGCUAUAACGUUCUAAACGUUGCGCAUUUAAAUAAUUGAGUACCGCACAUAAAUUAUGUAUAUUUAUUUAUCAUUCGAUUUUUACAACUAACGUGUUCAUCCUAUUAUUAUCGGGAGAUGUGACUUGUUACAACAUUCAAAUAUAGUAGCAUUUAAUUGCUAUUGAUACUUUGAAAUGUUUUUAAAAUUUUUCCUUAACUAACAUGUUUAUCCCGUGAUUAUUGUUUCCAAUAUGAAAAUACUUUUAUCAAGUCUUACUAAAGUACAAUUAAAUAGUUUUAAAUAAAUAUCUUUUACUUUCUGAACGAAUUUGAACAAUUUUCACUGAAAAUCGGUACAAUAAUUUUACUCAUGUUAUUGACACAAUAUUUUUAUAAGGUGCAAUAUAAGA
Parasteatoda tepidariorum (common house spider) is the source of this 2741-nucleotide messenger RNA. Lineage: Eukaryota; Metazoa; Arthropoda; Arachnida; Araneae; Theridiidae. The record is from RefSeq and is a predicted model, not a curated record.